UAAUAGCAGUGGAGCUGAAGUCUUUGCUGGCUGUCUUAGCGCAGCAUUUUGACACAAACACAAUUUCCUACAUUUAUUACUUCUUACUAGACUAUCAACUUGAAUGAGUCCCAUUCUCAUUUUGUGUGGGUGGACCCUCUCUUGGGGAGAUGUGCUCAUAGCUGAGCACCUAUGUUAGCUAGGCAGACUAGGCAGAGGCACUGAUUGUGUGGAUGGCUGAGUGCAGCAUCUAUGUGAUUUGUGAGGAGCUAUCCACACUGAGGGUGGAUGGAGGCAAUGGGAUUCAGUGCCCUGGGGCACAUGGCUUUCAGGCUGCUAGAAUUUUCCAGAAGUUCACUCUUGACUCUUGGGGAGGCAGCUCAUUUGAAUCAGGAAGAGGAGUUGGGAUCAGGUACUGACUUGGGGUCAGGUGAAUGCAUGCUCAUCAUUACCAGCUGAAGAUUUAGCAUCUUUGGAAGUUGUGCCUUUUCACAUCGCAGUAUAGAGCUGAGCUGUUCAGUAUCUGAAGGUCGGUCUUCCUCCAAAAUUUCAGCAUCUGUCCUCUGUUAUCUUGGCUGCUCAGUGUCACUUGAGUACCAGUCCUUGCCUUUUAUUGACACCUGGGCUCUGGGUCAGUUCUUAAUGAAAGCAAAAUAAUACUCAUCUACAACUCAGUUCUGGUUGGACUGUGAAAUGUCUGUGGGUGUCUCCACUGUUUGCUAGGAGUGAGAGCUGUCAGCAGCAGCGCUAGAUGAUUCAAGACACCUAAAAUGGGAAGAGGAUGAGGUGCUGCUGCACAUCUGUCUGUCUCUGACAGUCACUCCUGAGUGUAAUUUCCUACAACGUGCAGCAGAGCUGCAGCAGUGUGCACAGAGACUGCUUGUCCCAACAGAUUGGAAAUGAAGUGUGUGUGUUUCAGGCACAGCUGUGCCAACUUCGUGCCCCUUUGUCUCGCUAAGCCUUUGGGAUGCUGCAAUGAAUAGCUGCAGAGGUGUUUGUUAUAAUGCAGUGGUUUGGGGAGAGGUGUGAGUGUACAGAAGCCAGCAUUCCUCUUCCUCCCUGCUCAGUGAGUCAGAUGGGGCCAGAAGAAACAAUCCCUUGCUUAAAUUGCAAGCAGUGGGAUGAUUUUUUGAGUGGAAUUUAUCACAGGUGAAUUUUGUCAGCUCAGCUGAGGAUAUGCUAUAAAAAUACACAGCAUCUCUGCUGCACAGAUGUUUCCAUGUUUUGUAGGCUUUUGAAGUAGACCCUUUAAGCAGAGUCUGCUCUUUGCAACCCUGUGCUCUGCUCUGAGCAUGUGCCCACCCUUUCCUAGCUGCACCCUUCAUUGUGUGGGAAAGUUCUCCAAGUACUUUGGUUUCUUCCUUACAGGGCCUCUUUAGGGCUGACUGGGAACAAUUCUUGUUUGACAUGCUUAAAACGAAGAGAGCAGCCAAAAUACCCCCCCCGCACCCCAUCUUCCAGGACUUGGCAGGGAGCUGUGUGUUUUGAGUGCAUUUGGCAGAGUUUUGGUAUUCUGACUCAGCAGAUGGUAACAAAGGGAGGACGGCGAAGCAUUCCUUUAUUCCAUAAUCCUGUUUGCUUUUUUGGAAAUGGGCUAUAGCCUCAGAAUCACUGACUCAAUUUUUGGAUCCUAUUCUCAUGACAAAGCGGCUGUCUGGUUUCAAACAAGCCCAUUAUAAAAAGGGUGCCUCAGAUCCUGCCUGUUUUGUAACAGGUCCCAACGUGCCUCCAGCACUGGGAAGUUUGGCUGGAACAGAAAAUGUCCAGGGCUGGACCCAAGGUCACCUUCUAUGAAGACAAGAAUUUCCUGGGUCGUCGCUAUGAGUGCGACGCCGACUGCCCCGAUUUCCACACCUACCUGAACCGCUGCAACUCCAUCCGGGUGGAGGGAGGUACCUGGGUGGCCUAUGAGAGGCCUAACUAUUCGGGGAACAUGUAUGUGCUGAGGCGGGGGGAGUACCCUGACUACCACCACUGGAUGGGCCUCAACGACCGCCUUGGCUCCUGCAAAGCCAUCCAGAUACCAAGUGGAGCCCAGGGCCACAUCCAGGUGUUUGAGAAGGGGGAUUUCGGUGGGCAGAUGUUUGAAGCCACUGAAGACUGCCCUUCCAUCCUGGAGGAGUGCCACUUUCGAGAGGUCCAUGCCUGCCGGGUGCUGGAGGGCAUCUGGGUGUUUUAUGAGCACCCUAACUACCGGGGCAGGCAGUACCUGCUGCCCAAGGGCGAGUACCGGCAGCCAGUGGAGUGGGGGGCAGUGACCCCCGCUGUCCAGUCCUUCCGCAGCAUUGCUGAGUGAAUGGUGGGGAGCCGGGCCCCCAAUAAAGCACUUGAGUCACUCAGGAGCUCUGUCCCGCUUCUUCCCCAUGUGUGAACCUGUUGGCCAUGUGCAUCCUUUGGGCUGAAAGCUCCCGCUGCCUCCAGGCCUGGCAGUGGGACUGCAGUGGGCAGGGAUUCCUGAGCAGGGGUGAUGCUGUGCAUCCUGGCUGCAUCAGGAUGCCGUUGGGUGUGGGACUAGGGGGGCAGCCACCAAAAAUAGGGCAGUUGGAAGAGGAUAAAGAGUUUGGAUGUGGACAAAGAUAGUGAACACCUCUCAAAACUGCCGAGAUUGCUGCUGAAUGUUCCCAAAGAGCAGCAGAAGAUGGGAAGGGGUGGAGGCCCUGGAGGCAUACACUGAGCAGAAGGAGCCACCAGGCUCCCAGUCAUCCCAGUUUGGAGCACCUGCGUUGCCCUGUGCCACUAGAUGUCAGGCUGGUUGUGCCCAUGCAGGAAGCAGUGAUAUGAGACACUCCUCAUGGGGGCACCAGUCCGUUUGCAUGUGGAACAGAGGGACCCCGGGCUAAUGAUGGUGGUGGAAGCAGAGCCCUUGCAGCCAUGCUCCCCAGUCUCCCCGGUUGAUGUAUGAGGUUAUUACGGAGUGGGGAGGCAGGGAAAGUGGUGCUUGUCAACCAGCGGCCCCUGGGAGCACAGGCCCCUGCAAAGGGCGAUGUGUUUCCCCAUCCUCCCCAUGCCCUCCCUUUGCUCUCUGUCACUUCCCUCCUUUCCUCUGAGGUUUAAUUCUGCCUCAUUGCACACUCCAGCAGUACCCAGCUCUUAGCAAUUGGGGUCUGUGCACAAGCAGUCCCCCAGCACCGACCAGCCCCACCAGCACAUUGAUCAGCUCCCAGCAAAGCUCUCCAGGACCCUUCCAGGGCAGUCUGCUUGAGCAGCGCAUGCAUGUUGGGUUUCGUUGCCAUUCCCAUUUCUAGAUGGAAGAUUCCUGCAGGUUGGCGUAACAGUUGGUGAGUUUGGGUGCUGUGAUUCCUGCUGCAACCCCACAUCAGGGAACCAGGCUCUGCUUUGCCUCUACAGUCACAUUUCCUCCCUGCGUCCUUCCCAUGCAUUACCCAAACGCAAUUAUCUCAACUCUUCCCCUCCCCACCCUCCUGCCCUCCGGUGAAUUCCACAUUGUGCCCCGAAUGCUGGCAACCAAGGCGAACAACAGUAAAAUAUGCUAGUUGUGUGGGUUUUAUUUUAUUUUAUUAUUAUUCCUGAUUACUUUUUCCACUGGGGGCUCCCUCGUUGCGGGUGUCUCUGAGCAGCAGGAGCGCAGGCCAUCCAGCCCAGCCCGCUUGACGGCUAAUUUCCAUUUUUCAGUAUCAGGGGGUCUGCUCCGGUAAUUGGCAUGCAGAUUGAGUCUGAUGGGCCUGUUCCACACGAGAAAAGGCUCCGCUCGUUAGAAUAAGCCAACCCCAGGCUGAUGGAUGGGGCAGAAAGAGGUCAUUGCGAAAGAGAAUACAGCGAUGUGCGUGCACAAGAUGGGAAAUUUCUCCCCCCCCACUUUCUUUAUCCAGCCAACUCUAAUCUAUCAUAUUUCAUUGAGACAAAUCCUGCUCUGUUUCUUUCUCCUUUUUCCCUCGAAGGGAAAUGUGCUGGAACCUGCUCCUGGAUUUAAUAAGAAGAUGGUGCGGUGGCGCUGGAAUUGAAGCAGUGCCAUGGUUCAUUAGCAGCUGGGGAGCGUGCUGAGCUGGCCCAGAUGUUAAUUACACUUUGGGAAUUAAUUUCUGUAAGGCGCUCCUCUCCUCUAUCAUCCCUAAUCCAGCAGGCACACCAGGACUUCUCAAAGUGGAAGCUGCAGGGUGGGCAUCUGUCCCCUCCUCUGUCUGCCCGGUCUGUCUGUCCCCGCUGUCUAUCUGGCCCCCGUCUGUCUUUCCUGCUGCUGUGUUUCCCCCCAUUACUGUCCUUGGACCACAGCUGGGCAGCCCUGACAGUCCUCACGGGUAGUUCCAAGCCAUGCAAAGUAGAUUCAGAGGCUGAGCCAAGCUGCUCCAUGCCUUGUGUUAAGCACCCCAGCUUGGAGUUCCCCUAAAAUUGCAGAGGGAGAUGGAGACGGCAAGGCAGUGCCCAAGGGAUCAGCUGUCCCUUUGACAGUCCCCAGCAGAGGGCAAUAGAAGCAAAUGGAAGAGACAAGACUUUGCAAGUGAUGUGCAAGAGGAGUAGUUUGCAAGCCUGUGACAUGUAGGCAGGAUGAUGUGCGAGCAGAGCCAUGUGCAAGUAGAAUAAUGUGCAAGCAGUGUGAUGUGCAAGCCCAACCAUGUGCAAGCAAAGUAAUGUGCAAGUGGAAUGAUGUGCAGGUAGGGGUAGGUGCAAGCACAGGCAUGUACACACAGAGCCAUGUGCAAAUGGAAGCAGUGUACAAGUGGGGGGAAGGUGCAAAUGGAGCAAUGCACAGGGGGAACGAUGCAAACAGGAGAUGUGCAAGUGAAGCAAUGCCUGGAGAGGUGGGGCUUGAGAAAGCAGUCAAAGCAAAACUGAGCAAUUCAGGGAUAUCUUCGCAGAAUCAUUAAGGUUGGAAAAGACCUCUAAGAUCAUCAGGUCCAACCACCAACCUAUAUCCACCAUGCCCACUGACCAUGUUUCUUGGUCCUUCCCUGGUAGGACAUAAAGCAAAUCAAUUUCUGAGUGCAAAUGAUUGUUUUUGAUUUGGAAGGAGAAGGACAUCUUUGGGAGGAGAGGGAGAUAUGUGGGAAGAGUUCCUGCCUGGGUGCCCAGACCUGGCAUUUUUGGGAUGGGAAAUCAUCCCAUUAGAAUGACACAGAUGUCCCCAUCUCGCAUGUAUCCCCAUUCAUUCUGCAACAUGAUCCAUUGCAGUGGGAUUAUUAUUACCUGUUCCAGCCUAAGCGAGUGGCAGACAGCUGUUUCCUGAUGGGGAAGUGUUAUGGUGACUUAUUAACAAUCAUUAAGGGGGGAGAGCUUCAAAGGCUCCUAAACGUGUUUCAAAGGACACGGUGCAAGCGGAGCCCACCAUCACAUAUCUGGGGGACAUGGGCAAAAUCUGUAACAAGGAGUAUAACGGGCUCAACAUAAUUAACUAAUUCUCAGUCAAAGGGGUUUUAGAACUGAAUGGUCAGGGAAUUCAAUUUCCUAAUGAAGCACUGUGUGCCAAGGCAGGGGAUAUUUUCUCCUGGAAGAUCAGAGCUGAGACCAGGGCACUGCUCCUCCUGUGGGGCUACUGCACACAUCCCCAGGGCAACUGGAGAUGUUCCAUGUGGUGUGACCCCAUAGCUGAUAUUUCUCACCCCAUACCUGAUAUUUGCCAUACCAGUGGCUGAUGGAGAGGGCUGGGGAUUGCAGGUCCUUUCAGCCCACCCCUUGGCACCUUGCAAUCUCCUCUGGAGACCCAAGCAGGGGAGGUUUCCCCCUCCACUCCCCAAAUCCAGCCUCCAGUUAAAAGCAACAUUGUUCUCCAUCUAUGAAAGGAGCCUCCUCCAAUCCUCCAGUACUUUCUCUUAUUAUAGAAAGUUGGUUUGCUCACUUUACAAAGGGAAAUGUAUUAUGAAUCUUCCCUUCAUUCCCCUCCUUUUUUUUCUCCACGUUUAACAACCGAUUUGUGUGUUGCAUGAAAGUUACACAGUUCUUUAGAUGCAUUUGCUAUUUUAUUUUCUUUCAUUCAAAAAUAUGUCAGUAAUCUUUUUGUUAACAUGAAAGAUAAAGGAUUAGUAAUGCAAGAUGCAGUUUUCUUGUAACCUUCUUGAAAGCAGACUAUAGUUUCUUAUCUGGCUCUAACAUUCAUUUUCCUGAAAUGAAAAAAAAAAAAGGACUUUUAAAAUGAAAUAAACUAUAUUCGAUUCAGAGAAGCACUAGCGAAGAAAUUUAUUGCAGCUGACAGAAGGGAGAGCUGCACAGAAGUCCUUCUACCGCAGCAGCCAGCACCUCUCGAACAGAACCGUGCACGCGUGCACACCCACGUGCACAGAGAAUGCUGCUUCAGGGGGAAAGCAGCAUGGCCAAGCCUUGUGCUGGUCACUGAUGCAUCACCACUUGGGUCUGGCAGUUAUGGCAAGCUGCUUGUGGGGCAUUGGGCUCUAGAGCUGGAGGUGAUAAUUGCACAAAGGACAUCCCGUUGGAGCAUCCCAAAAUGGAGCUGGGCUUAGUUGGUGUUGAUGUUUGUUGGGUUACCCAUCGCAUCCAUUUUGGGUUUGGUUUUGGCUUUGAGUUUGGCUUGUGAACCUGGUGGCUUUUGGGGUAGCCAUGGUGCUGGGUGUCCGGCAUGCCCUGGAGACUGCAGGGAGCAAAAGGAGGUGGUUCUCUUAGUGCUGAUGUCUCUUGAGAAAGAUUUCUCAUGGAGCCAUAUGUUCAAGGGAAGGUCAAUGUGGUGGUCAUGAGCAUGGUCCGAACUCUCUGAUGGCUGUGGAGCAUCACAGUGCUUGCUGCGCCUGUGGCAUUGAGAUCUCAAGUGCCUGCUAGCAGAGCUCUGAUAUCAGGUAGAAUCUAAAGAGAAAUGGAUGAAAAGAAAACCUGACCAUUGGAGCAGGAGUGACAGUCUGGGACUGGAGGGGUGGAGGCAGGAGCUGUGAUGUGGUUUAGAAACCAUCACAGCCAGGCAUGCAGAGCACCCAGAGGCGGGGCUGGUGGCUGUAGCUCCUGGGCUGUCUCUGCUGUAUCUUCUGCUGAUGGCUCAUAGCACCCUGCUCUGUGCAGUCCUGGGAUGGGGACAGAUGGACCUCAUGGCAUUUCCGACUCCAACCUUUCCGGGAUUCUGGGUUAACUGUUUUGUAGACAUGGAGAAUGGAAGCAAAGGUUUGAGCUUGCACCAACUUCCUUAGGUGGAGAAACCAUGUCUGCGAUAGCAGAUGGGAUGCAGAGAGCCAGGAG
Messenger RNA from Numida meleagris (helmeted guineafowl), 7110 nucleotides. It is a transcript of the gene CRYGS, whose product is annotated as crystallin gamma S. Bases 1739 to 2275 code for a protein of 178 amino acids. Gene Ontology annotation, biological process: lens development in camera-type eye; visual perception. Lineage: Eukaryota; Metazoa; Chordata; Aves; Galliformes; Numididae. The record is from RefSeq and is a predicted model, not a curated record. Gene Ontology annotation, molecular function: structural constituent of eye lens. The transcript is spliced from 3 exons.